CGCCAGUUCCUGAAUUUAGUCCUAGAAAAUUAGUUCGUUUGGGAUGUAGCCAUUAUCUUCUGAUUGUGGACUUCGCUCCAAUGUGGUAUAUUUAUGACUUGUCUGAGAAGAAGCUUGUGGCAAUAGUGCACGUGGAUGGUUUGGAGGAGGAUGAUGUGCGGGUAUCAAAUAUUUUUUGUUGCCAAUACAGUAGCAAAGAAAGUUUGAUUUAUAUAUUCACGGAACACGAGGAAGAGGAAGAACUUCUUCAGUUUGUUUCUUAUGCCAGAGUCAGGCUCCAACUCCAAACUUUUUCUGCCAAGAUUGAAUCCAAGGGUUAUCUUAGAGUUGGUCCUCAUUACAAAUACCAUAUAUUUGCUGCUGGAGAUGAAGGCAAUAAAGAGAAGAGUGUAGUUUAGUAUACGGGUGUGGUGUAUAUUAGGAAUUAGAAUUUGAGCAUGAAUGACAAAGUAGCCAAAGAAAGAAGUGAUGGAUAGCAAAGUCAUAUGAAAGCUGUAGCCACCUUGAAUCCAACUUUGUUGCCAAGACAUGCAUGCCAUUCUGCCUUUCUACAACUAUACAAAUAUUUUGUAAGCUAUGUAUUUACCUCUUUGGCCCUGAAACACACGACUCAACAUCUCCCAAGUCUAAGUGCAAUUCAGAUGUAUAUACUCUUUUAUCAUCAUCCUGGAAAGCAAGCAAUGAUUUUGC
Messenger RNA from Arachis ipaensis, 690 nucleotides. The record is from RefSeq and is a predicted model, not a curated record. NCBI's taxonomy places the organism in Eukaryota, Viridiplantae, Streptophyta, Magnoliopsida, Fabales, Fabaceae.